Engraulis encrasicolus (European anchovy) is the source of this 1408-nucleotide messenger RNA. Its product is annotated as serum amyloid P-component-like. The coding region runs from base 52 to 744 and encodes 230 amino acids. The record is from RefSeq and is a predicted model, not a curated record. Lineage: Eukaryota; Metazoa; Chordata; Actinopteri; Clupeiformes; Engraulidae. The transcript has 2 exons.
CCCAUAGCUCACUCAGCAGCAGUGUUGCUGUCGACCUGCACCGCCACAGAGAUGUCUGGAAUCAUGAGAGCCUUCACGUUUCUUUUAGUCCACUCCAUGUCAACUUUGGCAGACAAACAGGAUCUGUCUGGAAAGAUGUUCACUUUCCCUGUGCAAACUGACAAGGCACACGUGAUAUUGGUGCCCAACCAGAGCAAGACCCUGACGGCAGUGACUGUGUGUCUGCGCUUCUUCUCCGACCAGUCAAGAGCUCAGAGCCUCUUCUCUUUCGCCACCCCCACCAAUCCCAAUGCCCUUCUCCUUUUCAAGCGAGAGAACAGUGUGUAUGAAGUGGACCAGGGUAAUCAGGACACUGUGCUCUUUUGGGGACUGGAAGACAAGCGUAACGAGUGGAACUCUCUCUGUGCUACCUGGAAUUCCGCCACUGGCAUCACUCAGCUUUGGGUCAAUGGGAAAUCCAGCGUGAGGAAAGGACUGCGUCGAGGAGGAGACAUAUCCGGAGUGCCAAGUGUUAUCCUUGGUCAAGAUCAGGACACGUACGGGGGGAAAUUCGACAGGGGACAAUCGUUCACGGGAAUGGUAACGGAUUUGCACAUGUGGGACUCAGUGCUUCCCUAUCCGGAGAUUGCUUUGUACAUGAACCACAUCCCCUUGAAAAAUGAUGGCAAUGUGAUCAGCUGGAAAUCAUUAGAGUACACAGCUAAGGACUAUGUGCUUGUUGAGGACAUGGAGAGCUACCUUUAGAGUGUCUUUAAAGGACGAGUGUGUAAUUGACGUUACUUUCAAAAUGCAUGCUGCCCAUUCACAGACUUGAUCUUUUUCCAUGAAUAUUUACUGGUCUGGCCAGAGUAGGUUUUGCAGCCAAAGUUAAAAUUAUGGAUUUACAUGAAGACGAUCCACCUAUUUACAUACAAUAUUAAACGUGUACAUUUCAGAGCCAUAAUGAAUACUUAAAAAAAAAUGAUGGUGAUAGUGAAUAUUCAUGAAAAAGAUAAUAGUUGAGUGGGCAGCAUAGCCUCUGGGUAUAUACUACCACAUAAAUUACAUACUGGUCCUUUAAGGUGUUAGUAAACAUAAAUAUGACUGCAAAACUAAUCCAUGAUUUAAGGGAUUGAGGCACUGGCCUCAGGUGCGCCUUUGUAUUAUUUCUAUCAAAUACCUGUAGCUGACUUGCAUAGUGCAAGUCAGCUUCAAAUACAGUAUUUGAAGUUGCCUCUUUUUUCUAAAUGCUGUGAAAAUUACAGUUUUUUUCUAUGUUUUCAGUUUUCAUAUCAUAGGAUUUUAAAUAUUGCAUUAGACAAAAGUUUUUUUUAUAUAUAUAUGUAACCUUAACAAUCUACCUGCAUGGUGAUCACUGAAGACCCAAAUAAAACAGCUGAUACGUAAAAUAAACAAUGUCAUCCUACUA